This is a messenger RNA of Aspergillus calidoustus, 1347 nucleotides long. Lineage: Eukaryota; Fungi; Ascomycota; Eurotiomycetes; Eurotiales; Aspergillaceae. The record is from the annotation of a GenBank genome assembly.
AUGGAGGACAGCCACUUCCGCCACAGCCCCUCGCACCACCCGCACCCCUUCCAGGUCCACCGCGACCACUCGCUCAACGAGGGGACGACCACCGCACUAGAGGAUACAACCACGCACCGCGCAACCUCGUACGAUGAAGAGGGCCAGGCACCGCCGCGGUACACGGAGGAAAACGACCCGUACCAGCUCGCCUCAAAGCUGAAAACCCCCGAGGAGAUCCGCGACAUGCACCCGCAGGCCAACAUGUCGCGCAAGCGCCAUACUACAAUCUCACGGAUGGUAGGCGCGUCGACGGCCGCAGCAAAUGAGGUUCCUGUGUUACGGAAAUUCAAGAGCGCCUCAUCCAGGCGAGAACUGCAGGGCUUCUACCACGAGCAAAACGAGAACAUCGAGCGCAUGCUCAAGCCCGUCGAGGAGCACCGGCGCGACGCGCGCGAGCUCAACACGAAUAACCAGCUCAAGUACAAGAUUGCCAUCUACGGGAGUUUCGGCGCGAAUAUCUGCCUGUCGAUCUUGCAGCUGUACGGAGCCAUUGCCUCCUCGUCGCUUUCGCUCUUUACGACCAUGGCCGAUUCGGUCUUUGACCCGCUCUCCAACUUGACCCUGUUGCUCUGCAACAAGACCGUCAACCGCGUCGACCCGCGGAAAUUCCCCGCGGGCAAAGCACGCAUCGAAACAGCGGGGAACAUCUCCUUUUGCUUCCUGAUGAUCGCCGUCAGCGUCCUCCUCAUCGCCUUUUCCAUCCGCGACCUCGUUGACGGGUCCGACUCGGCAACAGGCGACUUCCACCUCCCCUCGGUCAUCGCCGUCGCGGUAGCCUUUUGCACGAAACUCGCGCUCUUCCUGUACUGCUUCGCGCUGCGGAACCAAGUCUCGCAGAUCCGGAUCCUGUGGGAAGACCACCGCAACGAUCUGCUGAUCAACGGGUUCGGUAUCCUUACGUCUGUGGGCGGGAGUAAGCUGCGGUGGUGGAUUGACCCGAUGGGCGCGAUUAUCCUCUCCGUGCUGAUUAGUGGGCUCUGGCUGCAUACGGCGUGGAAUGAGUUUCAGUUGCUGGUUGGCGUCACGGCGGAUACGAAGAUGCAGCAGCUUAUUACUUAUAUCUCAAUGACCCACUCCCCAAUGAUCACCGCAAUCGACACUGUGCGCGCCUACACAUCGGGCCCGCGCCUGGUCGUCGAAGUCGACAUCGUCAUGGACCCCGAGGAGAGCCUGCGGGCGACGCACGACGUCGCCGAGGAGCUGCAGAUGAAGCUCGAGUCGCUGCCGGAUGUCGAGCGCGCGUAUGUCCAUGUUGAUUACGAGACGACGCAUAAGCCCGAGCAUAAUUUGAAGAAGGAGCUGUAG